GUGCACAACCAGCUAGUCGAGACGAUCGCGAUCUGUACUCUGGUCCUUUGUAUCGUGUUAUAGAUUUUGUGUUGUUUUUGCAUCUUCCCUUCCAUUUGUUUGGAUAUGUAUGUUUCCAAAAUGGAUAUCCUUCGCUUUUGGGUUGGUGGAUAUAUGUGUGGUUUUUUGUUCUUCAUUAUCAUUGCGCACGCCGCUAAUGGAGACGUGAGCUAUUCAAUUCCGGAGGAGAUGAAGCGGGGAUCCGUGAUCGGAAAUAUAGCAAAAGAUCUCGGGCUCGGUGUUAACAGACUGUCAUCUCGUAAGGCUCGCAUUGACACUGAAGGUAACAGAAAACGAUAUUGUGAAAUUAAUCUGAAUACUGGUGAACUGACCGUAGCAGAUAGGAUCGACAGAGAGGCGAAAUGUAAUGAGGAUGUAUCAUGUUCUCUGAAUUUCGAAUUAGUACUAGAACAUCCAUUGGAAAUACAUAAUGUUGCAAUACAAAUCGAAGAUAUCAACGAUAAUACACCGACAUUUCCUAAAGACACAGUAAAGCUUGAGAUAAGGGAGAGCGCAAUUAAAGGCGCUCGGUUUCGUGUGAAUGAGGCUCAUGAUGCAGACGUAGGAAAGAACGGGGUUCAAAGCUAUUAUAUCGAAAAGAAUGACAAUUUUAUUUUAUCUGUUAAUGCAAAGGCAGAUGGUGGCAAAAAUAUUGAGUUAGUGUUGGAUAAAGAGUUGGAUCGUGAACAGCAGAAAGAGGUGACUUUAAUUCUUACUGCGGUUGAUGGUGGGACUCCACCGAGAUCAGGUACUGUAGCCAUACACGUCACUGUGCUGGAUGCUAAUGAUAAUGCUCCUGUCUUUAGUCAGGCCGUCUAUAAAGUCAGUCUGCCUGAAAAUUCUCCUGUAGAUACUGUAGUGGUUACAGUGAGCGCUACUGAUGCUGACGAGGGACAAAACGGGGAGGUGAUUUACGAGUUCAGUCGUAUAUCUUCAAUUGCAAAAGAAUUAUUUUAUCUCGAUCAAAAAAGUGGAGAGAUUAAGGUAAAAAGCCCGGUCGAUUAUGAAGAGUUGUUAAGAUAUGAAAUGUUUAUUGAGGGAAAGGAUGGCUCUGGACUUUCUUCGGACACUAAAAUAAUCAUACAAAUAACAGAUGUGAAUGACAAUAUCCCCGUUAUAAUAAUUAAAUCACUGAAUAGUCCCGUUCCUGAGAAUGCGUCUCCCGGUACAGAGGUUGGCAUCAUUAACGUACAGGACAGAGACUCUGAGAAUAACGGACAGGUGCGCUGCUCCAUUCAGCAAAACUUCCCAUUUAAACUCGUACCGUCAAUCAAAAAUUAUUAUUCUCUAGUGACCACAGGUGAAUUAGACCGCGAGUUAGUUUCUGAUUAUAAUAUCACAAUUACUGCUACUGAUGAAGGCACUCCACCUUUAUCUUCUACUAAGAAUAUUCACUUUACUGUAGCUGACGUGAAUGAUAAUCCACCUGUAUUUAAAGAGCAGAAUUACAGAGCACACGUGCAAGAAAAUAACAAACCGGGCUCCUCUAUUUGUUCAGUAUCAGCUACAGACCCGGACUGGAGACAGAAUGGCACUGUAGUGUAUUCUCUGUUACCUUCUGAUGUCAAUGGCACACCGGUUUCCUCGUUUUUAUCCGUCAACGGAGACACCGGGGUCAUUCAUGCCGUGAGGUCGUUUGAUUACGAGCAGAUGAAAAGUUUUAAAGUGCUGGUGUUAGCCAGAGAUAACGGUUCUCCUCCUCUGAGCAGUAACGUUACAGUGACUGUCUUAAUAACGGAUGAGAAUGACAACACCCCUCAGAUAUUAUACCCCUCCCCGGACGGAAACUCCUUCAUGACCGAGAUGGUACCCAAAGCUGCGCAGGCGGGGUCCCUGGUGUCCAAGGUGAUCGCCGUGGACUCGGAUUCUGGACAGAACGCGUGGCUCUCCUAUCAGAUUAUUAAAGCGAGUGAUCCGGGACUUUUCACCAUCGGUGUCCACAGCGGGGAGAUCAGGACACAGCGAGACCUUUCUGAAUCUGACAGCAUGAAGCAGAACAUCAUUGUCUCUGUGAGAGAUAACGGACAACCCAUCCUAUCCGCCACGUGCGCAUUGUAUUUACUUAUAUCUGAUAACCUAGCUGAAGUUCCAGAACUGAAAGACAUGUCUCAUGACGAGAGCAGCUCCAAACUCACAUUUUAUCUGAUCAUCGCGCUGGUGUCCGUUUCCACGUUCUUCUUGACAUUCAUUAUCAUUAUCCUAGCUGUGAGAUAUUGUCGCAGAAGAAAGCCCAGACUUUUGUUUGAUGGAGCUGUAGCCAUUCCCAGCGCGUAUCUCCCUCCAAAUUACGCAGAGGUGGAGGGUGCGGGGACUCUACGCAGUGCUUACAAUUAUGAUGCAUAUCUGACCACGGGCUCGCGCACGAGUGAUUUCAAGUUCGUCAGAUCUUAUAAUGAGGGCACGCUGACUGCUGACCGGACGCUGAAAAAGUCUGCUGCUGUAGAUGAUCUUGGAGGAAUUGACGGAGAUUUUAGGGAUUCGUUUGAGGUAUGA
Messenger RNA from Paramisgurnus dabryanus, 2532 nucleotides. NCBI's taxonomy places the organism in Eukaryota, Metazoa, Chordata, Actinopteri, Cypriniformes, Cobitidae. The record is from RefSeq and is a predicted model, not a curated record.